Arabidopsis arenosa is the source of this 1083-nucleotide messenger RNA. NCBI's taxonomy places the organism in Eukaryota, Viridiplantae, Streptophyta, Magnoliopsida, Brassicales, Brassicaceae. The record is from the annotation of a GenBank genome assembly.
AUAAACUUUAAUAUUCUUAAAUAAUUAUUGUAAAACUGUUGAUCAAUUAAAUAGUUAAAUUGUUCAGGUUUGUAACCCUAAACGCUUCGUCAUUUCUUCUGCAAAAUUCAGAAUAUGAGUGAACCUUCGAGUUCUCAUCUGCUCAUCGGAGCUUCUUCGUCGAUUCGCACCUUCGUUUCCUUUGAAGUUCAAUUAAUUGAAUUUGGUAAAGAGGAUAGUACUAAGCAUGGAGUAAUGCACAGAGACUUAAAACCUGAAAACUUCUUGUUUGCAAACAAGAAGGAAAGUGCAUCUUUGAAGGCUAUUGAUUUUGGUCUCUCUGUUUUCUUUAAACCAGGAGUGAUUCUUUACAUAUUGCUCUGUGGUGUUCCACCUUUUUGGGCAGAAACCGAACAUGGAGUCGCGAAAGCAAUUCUUCGAUCUGUGAUCGACUUCAGAAGAGACCCCUGGCCCAAAGUUUCUGAUAAUGCAAAAGAUCUGAUAAAAAAGAUGCUUCAUCCAGAUCCAAGGCGUCGUCUAUAAGCUCAACAAGUGCUUGGUAUCAUCUCUGCUUUCAAAAGCAAUUGUUUUUGGUGCUCAUAUGAAAUCAAUGUUAAGACUGAUCAAUCAUCUUUGGUUUAUAGAUCAUCCGUGGAUACAGAAUGGUAAGAAUGCUCCCAAUGUAUCAUAAUCAACAGAGAUCAAAUCUUCCCAACAUUUUGUUGGAUCAAUCCAUGAGAGCUCGGGUAAAUAUAUCUUCAUUCUCCUUGAAAUCUCAGUCUAUUAACCACCUCGAGUUCUUAAUGUCAUGGUGGAUUAUUUUUUACUUCAGCUUGUUGUCUUUGGACUAUUUAGAGGAACAUGCUGCUAACAUCAGAGGAGCAUUUGGUUAUCUCGAUCCCGAAUACGUUUCCACAAGAACAUAUACCAAGCAAAGAGAUGUUUAUGGCUCCUGGGUUUUACUCUUUGAGCUUAUAGCUGGGAGAAAUCCUCAACAAGGUCUAAUGGAAUUUGUUGAGCUGGUAGAUGUCAUGUGUGUAUGAUUUAUGUUUUGUAAGACAGGACUACAAAGUUACAUUUUGUGUAUAAAGAUAUGAAUUUGAU